AGUCUUGUCACAGAAGUGAGGGGCGCCUUUCCGCUGCUCUGGCGCUCUGGGAUUUACUCUCCGUUUCUCCUAGAAAACUUACCAAACUAACGACUCUGCCUUUUUACCCGCUUCUUCACCUCCUCUGAGUCCUUCCGGGGAGACUGUGGCGUUUGUUUUAUUCACACUGGAGGAAGGAAGGAGACAAUAAGAUACGCUGACAGCUGCUGUCUUCACCCUCCUGCAUCAACCUGCUGCACUUACCUGCACAGUGGAUCAUCGUUUGAAGAACAAGGAAGUUUGUCUGAAGACUGAAGCGAAUCUUAAAACGAGGUUUCAACCACCCCAUCUUCAAAAUCCUCACCUCCUAGACCCGCCCUGCUGCGGUCACCUUCUGAGAGAAGUAGGAGGAGCUAAAGAUCGGUGGAUUAGUGCAUCAUUGGACGUGACGAAGCCUGUCUGUGGGAGGUGAAUCCAGUGUGGGCCAUGUGUUUCUGCUGAGGUCUCAUCUUCUGCCAAAAUGAGGCUGACGCCCGGCUCGCCUCCGCCCGUGCUGCCAGCCGUCCUGGCUCUCACUUUAGCCGCCUUCUUACCUCAGCUGUCCUCAGGAGCCACGCCGUUCCCCCAAGACCUGGAACCUAUCAGCAUCGUGGGCAGGGAAUCCUCCUACCUCUACCCGAGCUUCCAGGGGCUCAUGUCAGACAAUGACACUGUACGUCUGGGUUUGGACUUCCAGAGGAUGCUGAGGAUCAACCACAUGCUCUACAUCGCUGCUCGGGACCAUGUGUUCGCUGUCAAUCUCACCUCCUCAUCUGAGCAGAUAAUCCCACAGCAGAAACUGACUUGGAAGACGAAGGAUGUGGAGAAGUGCACAGUGAGAGGGAAAAACAGCGAUGAAUGUUACAACUAUAUCAAAGUCCUGGUGCCACGCAAUGAUGAGACUCUUUUCGCCUGUGGCACCAACGCCUUCAACCCCACCUGCCGUAACUAUAAGAUGUCCACGUUGGAGCAGGAGGGGGAGGAGGUGGUGGGACAGGCUCGGUGUCCCUUUGAGUCGCGCCAAUCCAACGUGGGCCUUUUCGCAGGUGGUGAUUUCUACUCAGCCACCAUGACGGACUUCUUGGCGAGUGACGCAGUGAUUUAUAGGAGUCUGGGAGAAAGCAGCCCUGUUCUGCGUACGGUCAAGUAUGACUCCAAAUGGCUGCGAGAGCCCCAUUUCCUCCACGCCAUUGAGUACGGGAACUACGUGUACUUCUUCUUCAGUGAGAUCGCAGUGGAGUACACCACUCUUGGCAAGGUGGUUUUCUCCAGAGUGGCACGCGUUUGUAAAAACGACAACGGCGGUUCACCGAGGGUUCUCGAACGUUACUGGACGUCGUUUCUCAAAGCUCGGCUGAACUGCUCGGUCCCAGGCGACUCCUUCUUUUACUUUGAUGUUCUGCAGUCGCUGACAAACGUGCUGCAGAUCAACCACAGGCCGGCCGUGCUUGGAGUCUUCACCACACAGGCAAACAGCAUCACCGGCUCGGCGGUGUGCGCCUUCUACAUGGACGACAUCGAGAAGGCGUUCAGUGGAAAGUUUAAAGAGCAGAAGAACAGCGAGUCUGCCUGGACACCUGUUCUGGAGGAGCAGGUCCCUAAGCCGAGGCCGGGAUGCUGCGCCGGUGAGGGAUCAGCGGCUGCCUACAAGUCGUCCACAACUUUUCCAGACGAAACCCUAACUUUCAUCAAGUCCUACCCACUCAUGGACGAGUCCGUCCCCUCGGUCAACGACAGACCCUACUUCACCCGCACCACCAGCAGAUUCAAGUUGACCCAGAUCGCCGUGGACACGUCUGCAGGUCCGUAUAAGAACUACACCGUGGUCUUUCUGGGCUCCGAUAACGGCCAUGUGCUGAAGAUCCUGGCCAGCACCGAGGGGGCCAACGCAUCCUUCAACACUCAAGUCCUGGAGGAUAUCGACGUCUACAACCCCAACAAAUGCAACGUGCGCGGGGAGGACAGGAGGGUGCUGGGCCUGGAGUUGGAUAGGGACCAUCAUGCAUUGUUCGUGGCGUUCUCCGGCUGUGUGAUCCGUGUGCCGCUGAGCCGCUGCUCUGACUACAGCUCCUGCAAGAAGAGCUGUUUGUCCUCACGAGACCCUUACUGCAUUUGGAUCAAGUCGGGAACUUGUGCAACUGUCUUACCCGGCUUCAAAGGCGGGUUCGAACAGGAUGUGGAGAACGGUUACCAUCAGCACCCUGAUACCUGCCACGAUGUCCUGGCUACCACUCGCAGGCAGAACACGGCGCUUGACUCAGCGUAUGGAAAGACCACACCCACAAGCGCCAGCACAACCUUUCAUGGGGCGGCAUUCCCAAAGGAGGCAGGUGACCCUGAAAGAGGUACAGGUCCUGAUGGCCCUCCCUCCGUGGGGGAACAAGGGUCACCUGACUCGGAGCCAAUCAGUGUGGAGAUGGAGGGUGUGAGGCGACCACCAGAUCUGGAGAAGACCAAUCACAGUGUCCAUUAUACUCUCCUGAUUGCUUGUGUCUUAGUGGCCUUCGUCCUUGGUGCCUUUCUGUCUGGCUUCCUGGUUUCCUGCUACUGCAACCACACAGGACACAAGACCAAGAAGUUAUCAAAGGAUCCUGAGGCCCCAAUCCCACACGCCCUGUCCCUCCGCAGCCUGGCCAAGCUCAAUGGCCUCCUGGACAGCCAGGGCAAAGACGACAAGAUGGAGGUGUCAUCUCCGAAGAUCUACAACUCUUUCUUUGCAAACAGCAAGGAGCAUCACCCACCAAGGAGAAACGGCCAUCAUGGAAUGACGAUGGGUGACCUGGUCCACCAGCACCACCACCAUCUCCACCAUUCCUCAGAGCUGUCUGGUCUGCCUACACCAGACUCGACCCCAGAGCUACCCAUAAAGAGCAUGAAAGCUUUCAAGAACCAGUGGGAGAAGAACCAGAAUUGUAACAACGCCAAGGAGCCAAAGACCCACAACAUAGUAUCCAGGCCCAGCUCUGCCUUGCUUCACCAGCAGAUCUAUCCAUACUCACAUGGCCUGUCCAAUGGUCAGCCACUCAGUCACCUUCAUCCAGAAGAACGCAAAAUCCACAAUGUUGAACGUGUGUUAUCUCAGCAACCUUAUCCUGGUUACUCUCAGAAGGUGAUGGAGGUAACCUCACUGGAUGAGCUCCUGAAGCACAUACAUGAGGCGAGCAGCAGCAAGAACUCCCAGUUAAUGAGCCCAUCAGGUCUGAUGGCCAGCGGAGGUCAACUAGCAUUUGCCAAUCGCAUCCAACCUCAGAUUCCUGAGACAGAAUCAGCUCCCUACUACAGCUCAUCCACCUUACCCAGAGACAGCCUCACCCGACGCAUGGAUGUUCCUCCAGACAUCCCCCCGCACCACCAGUCUACCCUGGAGAGGAGGCACUCGUCCCAGAGGCACUCCCUGAUUGCUGCUGCCACCAAGAUGCCCAACGGAAGUGCAGGAGGAGGGGGAGGCAUGAUCCCUCGCCAACACAGCUUCAGCCAACGAAAUGGUGGGCCACACCAACCGCCUCCUCUUCUGGCACGGAUGAACUCAACAGGCAGCGCCUGCGAGGUUCACUACCCCCUCAUCCCCAAUGGAUACCUGACACGCCAGCACAGCUACAAUGGGGAGCAGCAAGAGGUCCAACACAGGGGCGCUAUCGUCCGCCGGGCCUCCUCUCUCAAACCUGACGUCCCUCCCAAGCCCUUGUUCAUACCUGCCACAUCCCCAGUUAACCAACAGGGAAAGUUCAACUACUGAGGAGGAACACUCCAGGACUAGAGAGGGAGUGUCCCUCAUUGUGUCUUCUUUAAGGAACUUCCCUUCGGAGACACGUAUUGGGUUCGAGGAUGUAGACCUCCCCAAGAGAACACUACCAAGUGAGUGGCAGCCAGUGUCACUGUGGACAAAAGCCUCAACCAAACUUGUUUUCCCUCUUCUUUUUUGUCCAACGAAUAUCUUUGUACCAUAUUGGUAUUUGCUCAGCUACUUGCUUAUUAUAGAACUGUUGACUUGGGUGACGUGAAGCCACCUCCUUAUUUUAGGCUGCCAAUGUCCUCAGUGUGGAUUUACAAUGCAACUUAGUUUUUGGACGCAUUGAUGAUGGAAGAACUUUACACAUCAGUCAUCUUGAAGACUUUAAAACCAGAGGCUCCUGCAAUGCUUAGAUUCAUGCUUUUGCUUAACCUUUUUCUGAUGUAGUGUUGGUAACCAGUCCCCACCCGCCCCACCCUCGAAUGUGUUUAUAUUAUGCAUGUGUGUGUAUAUAUAUGUGUGUUUAUAUCCACACCGUAUAUGUAUACAUAUACAUAUGCAGUAUAUGUAACCUGUGGUGAAAAGUCAGCAAAUUCCCCUGAAAGUAGUUAUGUCUUUGCCUUACUAUACUCUUUCAUCUUUGGGCAUAUCAAACGAUCCCCCUUAACACCUUGAGGAGUAUCUUAGGGUCACCAAAUCAUGCACUUCAUCAAUUAAUGCUCAUUGUCAGUUGACUAAAAACAGUGAACCAAAUUUGUCCAAGUUAUCAAGAGAAAGAAAAUACUUCAACAAAGCAGCUACCCUAGUCUUCUCUUCUUUUUUUUUUCUCUCCGUCCCAGCAGAUGUCAGGUCAAUAAAGACACAGUCCACGCGGGUCCAUUUCAGUUCCUUGAGAAUGUUUCUCUAAGAUUGGUGCUCUACAAAUCUAGUGGGUCGAACAUCCUUAGUCAUAGAAAGAAAAAAAAAACGGUAUUCUCAUAAAUAUUUUGGACCCAAAGAGGAUUAAUGCCAUGCCGCCUGGCAUCAUGAGAAUGAACAAAAAAUAUAGAAAAGACAGCAGUUAUUAUAAUUAUUAACUAUGUGGCUAUUGGGUGUAAAUAAAGGAAUAAUUACUAGCCAAAUUUUAACUGUAUGUGUAAAUGUGUGCCUUAUUUAAUAAUAGUGUGUGACAUGGGGGUAGGGGUAAAUGCAAGGGGCUCAGAUGGCUACUAUGCUACAGUAUAUUGUAGGUGUUUAAUUUUCUAUGGUUGUCAGUGUGUCAUACAGUAUCUAUUGUACAUUUGAAGAGUUUCAUUCCAGAAUAAGAUAUUUGUCAUUUUGAACACUUGUUCUGAUAAACUGAUAACCGCUAUUAUGAUUGUAACACUCUUUAAUUAAUUCUAUUUUCUUGUAUCUUGAGCAUAUUGAGCCUUUUUAUUUUACAAAGUCAAACCGAACCAUCUGUCCUUUUUGAAAAAGAAUCAACACAAAGAUAUUGUUUCCAGAUAGAUACAGUGUUUUGGAAUGAAACCCUUCAUUUCUUUUUGAUUGUUUUUUUCUUUUCCCAAAACUGUGAGCCUGCAGAUUUUUUUUGAGGAGUGUUGGGCAACUCAAGUAUGCUCAGCCUGAGACUGCAGACAUUCAGGUUUGUCGCCUCCAUGUUAUGUCACUUUCCACUGGGUGUCACUUUCCCCCUCUAGGUGCCAAUAUUGACUGUUUUUUAUUAGUAGUAGCGCUAGCAUCUCUUUGGGUUACUUAAGAAGUAGUUCACAGUUCCUCUUAAGUUAUCACCUGCAGACCAGCAGUCAUUGUAGAAGUCCACGAGGGAUGGAUGUUGGACUUUGCUGCAACUCAAGCUCAUGCUUUUUGUUAUCUGUAGAGGAAAUUUAAGAGAAAAACAUGUUUCCCAAUUUCUGUUCUAUUUGUAAGUUGGAGAAAAUAGCAGCAUGAAGUCAUGGACCUUGACCAUUGGCUUGUAUGAGAGGUGGGUGUAAAAUGAAGCUUAUAUGAAGAGGUGUAAAACCUGCAUUUUGUUCCAGCACAGCAGGGGGUGAGUGUGGGAGCAAAUUAUAAAAAUGACCCAUCACCUGAGUAAUUUUAUCACUCUGGUAACAGCUUCCAGAAGAGUUCAGGGCCUCCAUAAUUAGUUAUAAGUGUUACUCAACACACAUGAUGCUGAUUUAGUAAUCUAUGGUCCCAAUUAAAGUAGAAGAGUCAAGGCUUUCCAAUCAGAAUGGCUUCCACCCUUCUCAUACAACGUCUCUGAUUGGACUUCUACAAUGAUUGCUCUGUAGAUGUUAACUUACCUGUGUCACCAGGUGUGAACAAACAUAGGAAGUAAAUAAAUAGGAUUGGAGAUUUCUGUUAAGGGUGUGUGAAACAUGAAGAAGUGCAAUGAACUCUGAUGAAGCGAGAUGAGAUUCUCUCCUACAUCAAUCCACUCGCCGAACCAGGUUCUCUCCACGCCACCCAACAUCUGUUGAGUAUUUCCCUCUGUGUGAAACUUUUCAGCAGAGUCACUUUGGCCACGGUUGACUGAAACCGCGAUCAAUUCUGUGACAGCAGCACUACGCUAUUUACUGUAUUUGAAAGUGGUGUUUCAUAUUGAUUGAAAUUUCCCAUCACUGCGUUGACCCCUUUAUAAAGUUUACUGUUCAAACUCCAGCUCUGGUAAAUAAAAGAAAAUACAGCCGGCCGCGACGUUUCUUAUGGAAAGAAAGUAAUUUGGAUUUUAACAAGCAGCCGAGCGUUAAAUAGCUUUUGAGCUACAAAUAUAAAACAUCCAACUUGAUUAAAGGUCGUGACCGUAAUGUUUCAUAAGAGGAAUUGUGGCAGCUACAGUGUUUGAGUGGAAGUGUGUUUUUUUAUUUUUUUAAUCUGCCGGUGACAGAUUGUAUUGGAGCGGAGCGGUCUGGCCUCUAACAGCUCUAUCAGUAUUUGAUUUGGUGUAAAUACAUUCUAUCUGGGCGGGGUCUCAUUGAAUCAGUGUUAUGUUUAUUUUUUCUUUUCUGUUUGAUUUCCAGGCGUCGCCUCUUCAAUUACUAUGAAUUUGGUCUCACAGAAAUACCAUUGUAUGUCUCUUAUACUAGGAAUAAAAUGACAAUAUGAUG
Notolabrus celidotus (New Zealand spotty) is the source of this 6837-nucleotide messenger RNA. It is a transcript of the gene sema6cb, whose product is annotated as sema domain, transmembrane domain (TM), and cytoplasmic domain, (semaphorin) 6E. The record is from RefSeq and is a predicted model, not a curated record. Lineage: Eukaryota; Metazoa; Chordata; Actinopteri; Labriformes; Labridae. Gene Ontology annotation, molecular function: chemorepellent activity; semaphorin receptor binding. The transcript has 21 exons. Gene Ontology annotation, biological process: negative chemotaxis; neural crest cell migration; negative regulation of axon extension involved in axon guidance. The coding region runs from base 500 to 3754 and encodes 1084 amino acids.